AUGUCCGCUAGAGGGAUAAGACGGAAGAAAUCGUCGCUGUCUGAAGUGAAAGUCGCUGUGAUCGGUGCGCCAUCUGUCGGGAAAAGCGCUCUUACAGUCCGGUUUUUGACGAAGAGGUACAUCGGCGAGUACGACCAUCAACAAGAUAGCAAAUAUAAGCAUGAAGCUUUGUUGGACGGCGAGCCGAUAUUGUUCGAAAUUCUGGAUACGUGCCCUAAGAGUCUAGAUGAGUUGCCAGGUAAUGAGAUAGCCCAGUGGGCGGAUGGUCUGUUCCUGGUGUACUCGAUCACAGACAGAGAAUCCUUCAACUAUGUCCGUCGAGCAAAGCAGAGCCUACAGCCAGAAAUACCACUCGCACUAGUCGGCAAUAAAGCCGAUAUGGUACACCUGAGACAGGUGAGUCCAGAAGAGGGCGAGAUCCUUGCGAAGGACUUCGAGUGCAGUUUCGCUGAAGUAGCGGCUGCUGAACAAGUAAACCAAGUUGGGGAGGUAUUCCACGAACUUUGCCGAGAGGUCUUAACACAUAGGCGGAGAGCCAAACAUAGUUUACUGGACAGAAUGCUAGGCUCUAAAACAGCGUAUAGGGUAUAUUCUAGAGGAAAAAGCGACAGUGCAUUACCUAAAGACUAG
Molecule: messenger RNA, 630 nt
Organism: Spodoptera littoralis (African cotton leafworm)
Lineage: Eukaryota; Metazoa; Arthropoda; Insecta; Lepidoptera; Noctuidae
Source: the annotation of a GenBank genome assembly